UCUUGUUUUGCUUCAAUGACGAUCCCAGUGAUUGAUUUUUCAAAGCUCAACGGCGAGGAGAGGGCCAAGACAAUGGCUGAGAUCGCCAACGGAUGCGAGGAGUGGGGAUUCUUCCAGCUGGUGAACCAUGGAAUUCCAGAGGAGCUCCUUGAAAGGGUGAAGAAGGUCUGUUCCGAGUGCUAUAAGCAGGAAAGAGAAGAAAAAUUCAAGAACUCAACACCAGUGAAGCUGUUGAAUGAGAUAGUUGAAAAGAAGAGCGGCAACAAGUUGGAGAAUGAGGACUGGGAAGAUGUCUUCACUCUCCUAGACGAUAACGAGAGGACAUCUGAAACCCCGGGAUUCAAGGAAACCAUGGCUGAAUACCGAACAGAACUGAAAAAAUUGGGCGUGAAGGUCAUGGAAGUGAUGGAUGAGAAUUUAGGUUUACCCAAGGGAUCCAUCAAGAAAGCAUUUGAUGGUGAAGAAGGCAGUGCCUUCUUUGGCACCAAGGUAAGUCACUACCCCCCAUGUCCAAAUCCAGAGCUGGUGAAUGGUCUCCGAGCUCACACCGACGCUGGAGGCGUCAUCCUACUUUUCCAAGAUGACAAGGUGGGAGGUCUUCAAAUCCUCAAAGACGGCGAAUGGAUCGAUGUUCAGCCAUUGCCAAAUGCCAUUGUCAUCAACACUGGAGAUCAGAUUGAGGUCUUGAGCAAUGGUCGAUAUAAGAGUGUCUGGCACCGAGUUUUGGCCACACCAGAUGGAAACAGAAGAUCAAUUGCUUCAUUUUACAAUCCCUCCCUUAAGGCCACCAUAUCCCCUGCAACUCAGCUGGUGGAGAAUCUUAAGAAAGAGGUGGAUCAAGCUUACCCCAAGUUUGUGUUUGGUGACUAUAUGUCUGUGUAUGCUGAGCAGAAGUUCCUCCCAAAGGAACCAAGGUUCCAAGCUGUGAGGGCCAUGUAA
Juglans regia (Persian walnut) is the source of this 939-nucleotide messenger RNA. Its product is annotated as 1-aminocyclopropane-1-carboxylate oxidase 5-like. NCBI's taxonomy places the organism in Eukaryota, Viridiplantae, Streptophyta, Magnoliopsida, Fagales, Juglandaceae. Gene Ontology annotation, molecular function: dioxygenase activity. The record is from RefSeq and is a predicted model, not a curated record. Bases 16 to 939 code for a protein of 307 amino acids. The transcript is spliced from 3 exons.